GUCCUAUUUAAAACAAUUUUCCAAAUGAUGUAAUCUGUUUUUUUUUUGCAAAUGGAGUAAUUUGUAUUAAAAAAUAAGAAUAUAAAACAAAAUCUAUAAAAAUUUAGAGUAUGGUUUAAGCAACAUCAUGUCAGACACUGAUUCAAUUGAACAAAAUUAGUAGGCAUGUGGCAUAUGUCUAAAUAUGAACGGAGUCAAAAAUUCAAAACUAAGUAAAGUGAAGGCUAAUGGAAGCAAACUAAAAUGCAGCAGCAUUGGGUGCACUCGACCUCAGGACGUAGGGGGUGAAGCAAAUACUUCAAGCGGCGAAACUCCCAAACGAACUAUAAUAACCACUUUUAUAUUCUUGCGCCGGGAUUGUAAUCAGUGGCGGAUCCAGGAAAUAUACUUGUUGGGGGCAUACGUAAAGGUUAGAGCGAGCGAUUUUCAUAAAAAGGAUAUAUGGAAUGUUAGAAUAAUUAUACUUGAGAAUCAAAUGUCUAUAAUAGAACAUAAUGAGGAGUAAUAGUUAUACACCAUAAGUAUUUGUAUACUAGCGCAAAAAAUGAGCGGGUGAGGAGGAAACCCGAACUCAAUCCCAUUCUCACUUCAGGCCUUCAGCCAUGUAAUCCAGUCUAUAGAUCUCAACCUAUAUAUGUAGCGCGGAAACUCUCGAGAAAGAGCAUGUUUCCGUUUUCGGAAACUCUACUUAAACUCUCCAAAUAAGCGUUUUUUGAGCAAAAAGUUGACGUUUCUCAUUUCCCAUUUUCUCAUGAUUUUUGCAUAUCCCGGUAACAUAGAUCUCAACCUUACAAACAACCAAGUUGAAGUACAACAUAAUUCAGACUCAUCAAUUUGAUAAUAAGUACUCCGUAUUUUAUAUAACUAUAUUAAG
Messenger RNA from Cuscuta epithymum, 874 nucleotides. The record is from the annotation of a GenBank genome assembly. Lineage: Eukaryota; Viridiplantae; Streptophyta; Magnoliopsida; Solanales; Convolvulaceae.